AUGUCUUGCUUCAAGUUCAAGGUCCCCCAGGACCAGAGGCAGCAAAGCAACCCCACAGCACUAUCAAACCUCCCCCAGGACCAGAGGCAGCAAAGCAACCCCACAGCACUAUCAAACCUCCCCCAAGGUCCCCCAGGACCAGAGGCAGCAAAGCAACCCCACAGCACUAUCACACCUCCCCCAGGACCAGAGGCAGCAAAGCAACCCCACAGCACUAUCACACCUCCCCCAGGACCAGAGGCAGCAAAGCAACCCCACAGCACUAUCAAACCUCCCCCAGGACCAGAGGCAGCAAAGCAACCCCACAGCACUAUCAAACCUCCCCCAAGGUCCCCCAGGACCAGAGGCAGCAAAGCAACCCCACAGCACUAUCAAACCUCCCCCAGGACCAGAGGCAGCAAAGCAACCCCACAGCACUAUCAAACCUCCCCCAAGGUCCCCCAGGACCAGAGGCAGCAAAGCAACCCCCACAGCACUAUCACACCUCCCCCAGGACCAGAGGCAGCAAAGCAACCCCACAGCACUAUCACACCUCCCCCAGGACCAGAGGCAGCAAAGCAACCCCACAGCACUAUCAAACCUCCCCCAGGACCAGAGGCAGCAAAGCAACCCCACAGCACUAUCAAACCUCCCCCAAGGUCCCCCAGGACCAGAGGCAGCAAAGCAACCCCCACAGCACUAUCAAACCUCCCCCAGGACCAGAGGCAGCAAAGCAACCCCACAGCACUAUCAAACCUCCCCCAAGGUCCCCCAGGACCAGAGGCAGCAAAGCAACCCCACAGCACUAUCACACCUCCCCCAGGACCAGAGGCAGCAAAGCAACCCCACAGCACUAUCACACCUCCCCCAGGACCAGAGGCAGCAAAGCAACCCCACAGCACUAUCAAACCUCCCCCAGGACCAGAGGCAGCAAAGCAACCCCACAGCACUAUCAAACCUCCCCCAAGGUCCCCCAGGACCAGAGGCAGCAAAGCAACCCCACAGCACUAUCAAACCUCCCCCAGGACCAGAGGCAGCAAAGCAACCCCACAGCACUAUCAAACCUCCCCCCAGGACCAGAGGCAGCAAAGCAACCCCACAGCACUAUCAAACCUCCCCCAAGGUCCCCCAGGACCAGAGGCAGCAAAGCAACCCCACAGCACUAUCAAACCUCCCCCAGGACCAGAGGCAGCAAAGCAACCCCACAGCACUAUCAAACCUCCCCCAGGAACAGAGGCAGCAAAGCAACCCCACAGCACUAUCAAACCUCCCCCAGGACCAGAGGCAGCAAAGCAACCCCACAGCACUAUCAAACCUCCCCCAUUCCUCGAGCUAAAGGUGUAUGAAAAUGUGACGACGUACUGA
Coregonus clupeaformis (lake whitefish) is the source of this 1344-nucleotide messenger RNA. Its product is annotated as extensin-like. The transcript has 2 exons. The record is from RefSeq and is a predicted model, not a curated record. NCBI's taxonomy places the organism in Eukaryota, Metazoa, Chordata, Actinopteri, Salmoniformes, Salmonidae. Bases 1 to 1344 code for a protein of 447 amino acids.